AUGGAUUUGAAACUCUUGGCGGUUAUGUCUGUGCUUGCUGUGGCGACAUACGUUCCUUUCGCACAAGCUAAGCCCAUCAGUAUGAUGGAGAGGUGCUGGUGUCGUUCUACAGUUAACACCGUCCCCCAGCGCAACAUCCGAGAACUGAAGUUCCUACACACACCCAACUGCCCCUUCCAAGUGAUUGCCAAGCUGAAGAACCACAAGGAGGUGUGUAUCAACCCCGAGACCAAGUGGCUGCAGCAGUACCUGAAGAAUGCCCUCAACAAGAUGAAGAAAGCCAAGCAGACCAACUAG
Molecule: messenger RNA, 297 nt
Organism: Oncorhynchus mykiss (rainbow trout)
Lineage: Eukaryota; Metazoa; Chordata; Actinopteri; Salmoniformes; Salmonidae
Gene: cxcl12a
Product: C-X-C motif chemokine ligand 12a
Biological process (GO): defense response; immune response; chemotaxis
Cellular component (GO): extracellular region
Molecular function (GO): chemokine activity
Source: RefSeq, marked provisional